UUUUUUCUUUCUUUCUUUUAUUUUUUAAACAUGGUUACUGCCAUUAACGAGUACACUUUUGAAAACAACACGGUUUUCUCUAUUGCCGGAAAGGGCUUAAAAUUAAAUACGGCUGAAGAUGUAAAAGAAUUUGUAGAAACAAUUGAUCAAAUGGAUGAUCUUGAAGUUAUCAAGUUGAGUGGCAACACAAUUGGUGUUGAAGCAGGUCAAGCCUUAGCUGAGGCAUUAAAGAAUAAGACCAAGCUCAAGCAAGCUUUACUAUCCGAUAUUUUCACUGGUCGUUUAUUAUCAGAAAUUCCCCUGGCCCUCAAGGCACUUUGUGACGCUUUUGAACAAGUGGAUCUUUUAGAAUUAGACUUGUCUGAUAAUGCAUUUGGUCCAGCUGGUGCACAACCCUUGAUUGAUUUCUUGAGCAACACAAAGACACUUCAGACCUUACGUCUCAACAACAAUGGACUCGGUAUCGGUGGAGGAACAAUGAUCGCUCAGGCACUUCAGGCCAAUGCAGAUAAGGCCAAGGCUGAAAACCGCGCUUCUUCUCUUCGCACCAUCAUCUGUGGUCGUAACCGUCUCGAGGAUGGGUCCUCCAAGGCACUAGCUCGUGCCUUUGCUUCUCAUGGUACCCUUGAAGUCGUCCGUAUGCCUCAAAACGGUAUUCGUUCCGAUGGUAUCCGCACCAUCGUCGAAGGUUUAAGGGAAUGUAAAAACUUGAAACACUUGGAUCUCCAAGACAACACAUUCACCGUCAAGGGUUCCAAGGCUCUUGCAGCAGCCCUUGGAAGUUGGCCACAACUUGAAAUCUUGAACGUAUCUGACUGUUUGCUUUCAAGGAAGGGCAGUGUCCGUGUAUUUGGCGCACUUCAUCAAAAUACUCAGUUACGUGAAUUGAUGGCUCAGUAUAAUGAAAUUCAAGCAGAUGCAAUCAGAAUCUUGGCAGAUGCAGUAAAGGGGCAUUUGAACUUGCUUGAAAAAGUCGAGUUGAACGGAAAUCGGUUUGAUGAGUCAGAUCCUGCUGUUGAUAUAUUAAAGGAAGCUCUUGCAAAGUGGGAUCAUGAAGAUGCCUUAGAUGAAUUAGAUGAUAUGGAAGAAAUAGACUCAGAAGAAGAGGAGGAGGAAGAGGAAGAGGAAGAAGAAGAAGACGAAAUUGUGAAGGAAGCUAGAGAGGCAGAGUCACAGACGCCUCUGCCAGAUAAAGACCAAGAAGAGGAACUGGUUGAAAAGUUAAACAAAACCCAUAUUUAA
Rhizopus microsporus ATCC 52813 is the source of this 1242-nucleotide messenger RNA. RefSeq names its product RNI-like protein. Gene Ontology annotation, cellular component: perinuclear region of cytoplasm; cytosol; nucleus. The transcript has 2 exons. NCBI's taxonomy places the organism in Eukaryota, Fungi, Mucoromycota, Mucoromycetes, Mucorales, Rhizopodaceae. The coding region runs from base 31 to 1242 and encodes 403 amino acids. Gene Ontology annotation, molecular function: small GTPase binding; GTPase activator activity. Gene Ontology annotation, biological process: nucleocytoplasmic transport; activation of GTPase activity. The record is from RefSeq and is a predicted model, not a curated record.